Molecule: messenger RNA, 1926 nt
Organism: Candidula unifasciata
Lineage: Eukaryota; Metazoa; Mollusca; Gastropoda; Stylommatophora; Geomitridae
Source: the annotation of a GenBank genome assembly
AUGGAUGAGGACAAAGGUGAAGAGGAGGGUGAGUCAAAAAACAGGCAGUGCUUAAAUGAAAAAUCAGUGUCAAAUAGUGAUUCUCAGAAUAAUAACAUAGUUUCAAGUCAGGUUCAGAAUACAAGUGAAAUGGCUGAUUUCCUUGGGAUUGUCCACCAAGACUCAUCAUCUUGUGAGAACAAGCAGAGAACAUUACCUCCAGAGGGAGACCAUGAAAACACAUCACAGUUUUUCCCACUGGUUAGUCAUCGGAAGCUAUCUUUAAAUGGUGCUGGAACAGCAAAUGGAGCUGGUUUAGUCACUUCUCCUGUGAAUGCCGUAGGAAAAGCCUCAAGUACAGGAACUCUUCCUCCUACUUCACAGUUUUAUGUUCAUGGUAACAAAGCAGAGUAUAUGGUUCCUUCUGCGGCUUCUGAUUUUAUGGCAAACUUCCCUGCUUUGAUCUGCAGUGGUUGUUUAGGCCUUGGUCUAGGAAAUGGCCCACAACUUACUGGUACCUGUAGUGCUAAUUCAGCAAAGACAGCCAAUGGAGAGUCUGAGGCAGAUUUUAUGGUGUGUGGGCAGAAUAUGUUCACACAUGCCUCACAGCCAGUGCUGUCACCCCCACAUAAUCAGGGACAGGCUGUUUACAACUGGCAGUCAACCAAAAUCAGCGUAAAAGAACGAUUGGCUUACCUCUACAGCACUGGUUCGAUGACUGACAUUCAGUUUAAGGUUGGUAAGCCGCCAGAUCACCAGAUAAUGUCUGCUCACAAGUUCAUCCUUUCGAUCGGUAGUGCUGUUUUUGAUGCUUUAUUUAAUGGUCACUUGGCAGCUUCAGAAAAUUUGAUUGAAAUCCCAGACAUCGAACCGACAGCAUUUUCGGCACUGAUGAGGUUUCUUUAUACAGAUGAGGUGAAAAUCGGGCCUGACACGGUCAUGACUACACUUUACGCUGCCAAAAAAUAUGCCAUACCUGCAUUAGAGCGAGCGUGUGUGGAGUUUUUGAAACGUGACCUGACCCCUGAUAAUGCGUUCAUGCUGUUAACACAAGCUCGUUUGUUCGAUGAACCACAGCUGGCGGCGUUGUGUUUGGAGAUGAUAGACAAGAACACCACAGAAGCUCUUGCAGCUGAAGGGUUCACUGAUAUCGAUUUGGAUACCUUAUGUGCAGUUCUGGAGCGGGACACUUUGGGCAUUAGAGAAUGUAAACUGUUUUCUGCUGCUUGUAGAUGGGCAGAAGCUGAAUGCAUUAGACAGAAUCUCACCCUUCCAACAAGUAACAAUCAGCGCCGUGUUCUGUCUCGAGCUCUACGUCUGAUCAGGUUUCCGCUGAUGACGGUGGAAGAGUUUGCUGUCGGACCAGCACAGAGUGGAAUCUUGGAGGACAGAGAGGUGGUGGAGCUGUUUCUAUACUUCACUGUCAAUCCUAAACCCAGCAUUAGUUUCCUGGAUGUGCCCAGAUGUUGUCUGACUGGCAAGGAGCAGGUGGUCUCAAGGUUCUGUCAGAUUGAAAGUAGAUGGGGCUACAGUGGAACCAGUGACAGGAUAAGAUUAAUGGUCAACAGAAGAAUAUUUGUUGUGGGCUUUGGUUUGUAUGGAAGCAUUCAUGGUCCUACAGAAUAUGCUGUGAAUAUUCAGAUUAUCCACAUGGACUCUGCAAAAAUUGUAGGCUCCAAUGAUCCAACUUUCCAGUGUGAUGGAACCACAUCAACAUUUCGUGUUAUGUUUAAAGAACCUGUGGAAAUACUGCCAAACACUAGCUACAUUGCCAGCGCCACAUUAAAGGGCCCUGAUUCGUAUUAUGGCUCUAAAGGUCUGCGUAAAGUCACCCAUGAAUCAGUUUCCAGUGGCAAGGUCACUUUUCAGUUCACGUAUGCAGCUGGUAAUAACAAUGGGACUUCAGUUGAAGAUGGACAGAUACCCGAAAUUAUUUUUUACACAUGA